Molecule: messenger RNA, 1608 nt
Organism: Nanorana parkeri
Lineage: Eukaryota; Metazoa; Chordata; Amphibia; Anura; Dicroglossidae
Product: carboxypeptidase O-like
Exons: 11
Coding region: 192-1556 (454 amino acids)
Biological process (GO): proteolysis
Molecular function (GO): zinc ion binding; metallocarboxypeptidase activity
Source: RefSeq, a predicted model, not a curated record
AGGCUUGGGGUGGAGCAUGUAUAUAUUUUUAUCACCUAUGAUCAUUCCUUAUUGCAGGGUAAUAAACAUUAUCUAUAUAACAAUUUUCAGCUAAGUCACAAAUCUAUGCAGAUACAGGGAUAACUAACAGGGGUUUAGUAUGUUUAGUAGCUGUCAUCACACAACACUACACAAGAGCAAUUUAGUAAAAGAUGAAGCUUGUCCUCUGGAUAUUGUGCCUGCUGGGAACCUUUUUAUAUGGGGGGUCAUGUUUAAAGGUGCAAUAUAAUAGAGAUCAAGUGCUCCGAAUCAUCCCACAGACAGCAAAACAUGCUGAGCAUCUGCAAGAAUUAACCAAUCGCUGGCUGCUGGAUUUGUGGCAGCCAAACAUUCCUGAAGGAAUAAAUGCCGGAAGAGAGGUCCAUGUCCGAAUUCCAUCUUCUCAUGUUAAUGAAAUGAAAGAUACACUUCUCCAAUAUGAUAUCCCAUACAGUGUAUUAAUUGAUGAUGUGCAACAAAUGAUAGAUAUGAACAAUGUCUAUAAUAAAAAAAUGAAGGCUGUGUCUUUGGAAACAUAUGAUUAUACUCAAUAUCACCCCAUGGAUGAGAUCUAUGACUGGAUGGACCAGAUUAAAGAGAAACACCAAGACUUGGUGACUAAACUGUAUUUGGGAUCAACAUAUGAAAGACGAUCAAUAUACUAUUUUAGGAUUGGAUGGCCAUCUGAAAAGAAGAAAAAAGUCAUAUUUAUUGAUUGUGGAAUUCAUGCUAGAGAAUGGGUCUCUGUAGCUUUUUGUCAAUGGUUUGUAAAAGAGCUUCUUUCAACUCAUCAAACUGAUGCUAUUCUUGCCAAAGUCCUAAAAGAGGUUGAUUUCUACAUCGUACCUGUAUUUAACAUUGAUGGAUAUAUUUACACGUGGACAACGGAACGUCUUUGGAGAAAAAAUCGUGCACCAUUCAAUAAUGGAACCUGCUAUGGGGUAGACCUAAAUCGCAAUUUUGAUGUCCAGUGGUGCACUAUUGGUGCUUCAAGAAACUGUAGCACCAAUACUUUUUGUGGGCCAUCUCCAGCUUCAGAACUUGAAACAAAAGCAUUGGCUGGUCUUAUAGAAAGCAUCAAGCCUAGUAUUGUAUUUUACCUUACUAUGCAUUCCUAUGGGAAAAUGAUCCUCCUCCCAUAUGGUUACAAAGAUGACGUUUCAAAAGACCAUGAGUUAAUGAUGAAGGUUGCAACAAAAGCUAAUGAAAAAAUGAAGGAAAAACACAAUAACGAAUAUGCAGUUGGAGCUUCAGCUUCUGUAAUUGGUUAUUAUGAUUCUGGUUCAUCUGGAGAUUGGGCAACUGACAUUGGAAUAACAUUUUCAUAUACCUUUGAGCUAAGAGACAAUGGUACCUAUGGAUUCCAGCUUCCCCCGGAUCAAAUUAAGCCUACUUGUGAAGAAACCACCACUGCAGUAAUGUCCAUGGUAGAAUAUGUUCAUGACAACUAUCUUGAAAAUAGUGCUAUGGCAGUGACUGCUGUCUGGAUCAAUAUGUUUAUUUCAGUCAUUUGCUUACACUAUACAGUAAAUCAUUAAAUGCCUUAGGCUAAGUACACACCACGCCCUCAGCCUCUGAGCUCCCCAUUUU